GUGUUGCUAGGAUACGGGAAACUCUUCCACCGAAACACUGUUCGCGUCGGAAAGUUUACAAGGCGUAACGCAGACUUCACGUUUAGCUGUCACCCCUUUCCCCGGGGACACUCAGAUGACAACAUGGAGAUAGUCCAUGUCUACACCAAGAAGCGCAGCGACUUCGGUCGGCCUUGUAACUUCUCUGACCGGCCCGCCGAGCUCCGCGUGGACAUCUGUCCUGACCCUUCCCUGGGGGAGCCCUUCCUGGAACGAGACCCCUGUGAUGUCCCACUGCAGUGCUCCCAAGACAUGUCAGAGCAUGAGGUGAACACGGACCGCUAUGAGUCUGUGUCCUGCGGGAUAAACCAUGUUGAGGGGGGCUGGCCCAAAGACAUCUAUCCUCACGAGAUGGAGCAGACCAUUCGCUUCAGGAAGAAAGUGGAGAAAGAUGAACACUACUGCAACACCGUUCUCCAGCUGGGCAGUGUCAUGGAGCACUGCAUCAAACAGAACAACGCCAUUGACAUCUAUGAGGAGUACUUUGAGGACCAGGACUCAGUGGAGGACAUGCAGGAGUGUCCCUCAGCCAAGACCAUCAACAUCUUUAGGGACCCUAACAAAGUAAAGCGCACGGUAACCAGUAUGUCAUGGCAACCGGGCGGCUGCAGGAAGCUGGCCGUGGCUUACUCCUGCCUGGACUUCCAGAAGGCCACCAAAGACAUGAGCUUUGACUCUUACAUCUGGGACAUUGAGAACCCAAACAAGCCGGAGAUGUGCAUCAAACCCGUGGCCCCGCUGGUGUGUCUGGAGUACAUCCCCACAGACUCUCACAUCCUGGCGGGGGGGUGCUACAAUGGACAGAUCGCCUACUGGGACACUCGCAAGGGCAGCCAGCCUGUGGACACGUCCAAGAUAGAACACAGCCACCGAGACCCCGUGUACAAGAUCAUCUGGCUGCCGUCGAAGACAGGAACCGACGUGUUCUCCGCCUCAACCGACGGCCAGGUGCUCUGGUGGGACACCCGUAAGAUAAGCGAGCCCACCGAGAAGCUGAUCCUGGACCUCAACAAGGAGGGCAACCUGGAUAACGCCCUGGGGGCCAUCUCCCUGGAGUUUGAGUCCACCAUGCCUACCAAGUUCAUGGUAGGAACGGAACAGGGGAUGGUGGUCUCUUGCAACCGCAAGGCAAAGACCCCCGCCGAGAAGAUUGUCAGUACCUACAGCGGCCACCAGGGGCCCAUCUACGCCCUGCAGAGGAACCCCUUCUUCCCCAAGAACUUCCUCACCGUGGGGGACUGGACGGCGCGCAUCUGGUCCGAGGACAUCAAGGACGCCUCCAUCAUGUCCACAAAGUACCAGAUGUCCUACCUGUCGGACGCCUGCUGGAGCCCCGUUAGACCAUCCGUGUUCGCCAGCGUCAAGAUGGACGGGACGCUGGACCUGUGGGACAUCCUGUUCAAGCAGAACGACCCCACACUCAGCCUCAAAGUGUGUGACGAGGCUCUCUACAGCCUCCGCAUGCAGGAGAACGGCCGCUUCCUGUCCUGCGGCUCCCAGCUGGGCAACACCACGCUGCUGGAGAUCUCCCCCGGCCUGUGCAUCCUGCAGAGGAACGAGAAGAGCCUGGUGGCUGCCAUGUUUGAGCGGGAGACCAAGCGGGAGAAGAUCCUGGAGGCGCGGCAGAGGGAGUUGCGUCUGAAGGAGCGCAGCCGCUCGGAGCAGAGCAAGGAUGAGGACGCCGGCGCCGCCCGGGAGGGGGACGGCGAGGAGACGCCCGAGGAGAUGAUCGCCCGCGCCGAGGCCGAGUUCUUCGAGGUGAUCGACGCCGAGCUCAGGAAGAAGGAAAAGGAGGAGGAGAAGCAAAGGGAGAAAGAUGUCUGUGAAGAGAAACUAAUCAUGGAGGAAUCCUAAAGAUACCCAAUGUGUCCAGAAUCCUAACCAUAUUCUUCGUCCACAAUGUCCCAUUUAAGGAAUGUUCAUUCAGCUUUGUUUAUGUAAAGUAUUAAAAGUGUGUGCAUCACACCUGGGAAAUUCUCAAUAAAAUAUAAAAUGCAAGUGUAA
This is a messenger RNA of Gadus morhua (Atlantic cod), 2043 nucleotides long. RefSeq names its product dynein, axonemal, intermediate chain 2b (gene dnai2b). Gene Ontology annotation, cellular component: outer dynein arm. Gene Ontology annotation, molecular function: dynein heavy chain binding; dynein light chain binding. Lineage: Eukaryota; Metazoa; Chordata; Actinopteri; Gadiformes; Gadidae. The transcript has 13 exons. The coding region runs from base 124 to 1893 and encodes 589 amino acids. The record is from RefSeq and is a predicted model, not a curated record. Gene Ontology annotation, biological process: cilium movement; outer dynein arm assembly.